ACAACUCAACAUCCAGUGAUUCCAGUCUACAGCAAGAACACAAAUUUGGUUGUUAUGCCUUUCUGUCAAUUUUAGAAAUUAAUUACUCCCACUUUACUUUAACAAACUUGGGAUACUUUACUUGUUUACUUUCCUACUAAUCCUUUUUGUCACUAUUGUUUUUCCAGGGAGCUACUCUUUUUUCCCACUUUCCUUUUGCUCUUUCUCUCUCCUAGGGUUAUGAAAUUCCUUUCCCUAAUUUUGAUCCCCUGACAUUCAGCUCAAUUUUUGCUGCAAUUUCAGCUGUUUUUUUUUUGCACACAAUUAACAAUUAUGGUAAGGAAGCACGGAUUUCAGUUACCAGCUCAUACUUAUCAGGUUGUUGCAAUUACUGUAUAUUGCUUGCUAGUUGUUGAAUUCUAUGCUUUCCUUGCGCCUUUCCUUGGAGGUCGAAUAUGGGAAUAUGCUUUAGUUGCUACAUAUUCUCCGUUGGCACUCAUUGUUUUCGUUCUUUACGCGAGAUGCACUGCAAUUAAUCCCGCGGAUCCAGGAAUUAUGUAUAAAUUUGAUAAUCAACCAACCAAUUAUCUCAAUGGGAAGCGUGGAGAAUCAACCAAGGAUGUACAUAAUAGAUUUGAUGAAAAUGGUACUGAUGGUCACUCCUCGCCAUAUUCAAUAUCCAGGAGCUCGACAAUGGCAAGUAACUUGAGUAAGAUUGGUUCAGCAAGGGAAGCUCCUAAGCCUAAUGAUCCUGUACAGCUAGGAAAGAAAAGUUUUUCUUGCAGUGGCAUUGGAGGAAUUUUCUGUUUAUUGUUUGUCCAUGAAGAUUGCCGUAAAGAGGAGGAUGUUGAAGUGCAAGGCAACACAGAAGAUGCAUUAUUUUGCACACUAUGCAAUGCUGAGGUGCGCAAGUUCAGCAAGCAUUGUAGAAGCUGUGAUAAAUGUGUGGAUGGGUUUGAUCAUCACUGCCGGUGGCUCAACAAUUGUGUUGGAAGAAAGAAUUACAUGACUUUCAUCUCUCUGAUGGCCUCAAGUCUUAUUUGGCUUGUUAUUGAAGCAGGAGUUGGUAUUGCUGUGUUUGUACGUUACUUUGUAAAUAAGAGAGGUAUGGAGGCUGCAAUUAUUGACAGACUUGGGAAUGGUUUCACUCCUGUCCCCUUUCCAACAGUGGUGGCUGUCUUUUCGGUAGUUUCCCUUAUAGCUUGUAUACCUUUGGGUGAACUGUUCUUUUUCCACAUAAUACUGAUGAGAAAGGGUAUUACUACAUAUGAGUAUGUUGUGGCUAUGAGGGCUAUGAGUGAGGCAGCACCAGGAGCAGCGUCAGAGAAUGAUGAUUUACCAAAUGAGUUGUAUUCACCAAGUGGGUCUGCAACAACUGGUUUCAGCGGUGGCAGUUCUCUAGGCCUUCAGUACAAGGGGACUUGGUCGUGUACACCUCCCCGGGUAUUUGUGGAUUAUCAGGAAGAAGUUGUUCCUCAUCUACAACCUGGAAUGGUCCAGUCAACCACUGAUCCAGAUGCAACAGGAGGAAGCAAGGCUCCUAGAAAGCCCGUCAAGCGUAGUGCGUUAAAGCUUGCGAAGUUGGAUCCUAAUGAAGUCAUGAAAGCUGCAGCCAAAGCCAGGGCUUCAUCAUCUGUGCUGCGACCGGUUGAAAACCGUCGUCUGCAAGCUAUGGAUUACAGUUCCAGUGAAAACAUUAGCAUGCAAAGUAGCGUGAGUACAGAUAUGGGUGCAAACAAAGAUUUUAAAGGGGACUUUAGGAUCUCUUCUAUGAGAAAUUCUGUUCCUCCGAGUCAAGGCAGCAGGGAUGAAUAUGAAACAGGGACCCAUAGUAUGAGUAGCUUCAGCAGUCCUAGUCAUGUACAUGAAUCGGUAACUCUAAGUCCUCUUCCACGAGCUCAUGGGUUGAACCAUUUGAAUGCAGCUGGCUCUGUUCCUGGUUUGAAUGCAGCUCAGCCUUCGACUUCUAGGGUUACCCUUCAUGGUGUUGAUCCAGUGUCUAGUUUUGCUUCACGACCUGACCACAAAAAGAAUCAGAAAGAAACUAGUACAGAUCCUUUACUGCUCUCAGCAUCAACGGCUCUUCUUAGAGAUGUGAAAAGGACAUCUGUUAUUUGGGACCAAGAAGCUGGGAGAUAUGUUUCAGUCCCUUCCACAACAGAUGCCAGAAAUAAAUCCAUGCAACAAAUUGCAGCAUCAAAAACUAAUGUACAAACUAGUAGUUACAGUAGAAGGCCAGUGGCAGUGCCAGUUCCAGCAGUUGAACCAGAAGAGUCGUCUUCCUCCAGAGGUCCACUGCAGGAAUCAGAUAAGUUGAUGUACUCUGGCGAAAGCAUUUUCUUUGGUGGGCCGCUUUUGAGUAUUCAUGGAAAAGAUAGUGCAAAAUCUGAUAAGAAUUCAAUAUUCGGGCGGGGCCAGGAGCGGUCAAUCCAAAAUAUUUCCGGGGAAUCAAGAUUUAGAAGGGAUACUGCUUCAAACCAGCUGCCUGUUUAUAUUCCAGGGGGAUUUGCACAUAAUCCUCAGUCUUCUUCUGGGGUGAGAUAAUCCUUCGUCUUGAGUCUCGACCUUCAAAGAUGGUAUUAAUUUCAUGUGGACGAUUAAUUUGACCCAAGCUAAGGAUUUGAGACCAGAAUUCAGAUUCUAAUGAAGCGUUGAUGAGGGGCUCAAAUCUGGAAGCGCAGUAGUGGUGGAUGUUGUUGUUCUGCUGCCGAGCUAUAAAGUUAUAAGCCCGAUACAUUCAUCACUGACAUUGCUGGUAUAAAUUGAUUCAUCUGAUAAUCAGUAAAGGAGUCUGAGCUUAUCUUGCCAGCUUCAACACUGGGAUCUGUCUGUCUACUGGUUUCCUCCUCUCUUUCUAUUUCCUUGCUAAUGGGUUAGUACUUAGUAGUAUUCUGUUUCUGGGUGGUAGAAGCUCCCUGUGUUCCCAUGCGCAGUGAACUCUGGCAAACGAACAACAAGAAGUUACAAUGAAGUACAAUAGUAGGUCUGUAUCUCCUUGCAAAAUUGGGUGUGGAAUGCUGCUGCAGUAGUAUGGAAGCACCAGAAAUUUUUUGUUUUAUAAAUUGUCUGAUACUCCGUACUUGAUCUCAUUAUUCAUUCUUUAGCAAAGAUUAUUGUUUAAAGUUGAUACGUCACAGACUUAAAAGGGGAAAUUGAAAAACAAUACGGAGUAACUGUGAUUUGUCUUGGA
Spinacia oleracea (spinach) is the source of this 3169-nucleotide messenger RNA. RefSeq names its product probable protein S-acyltransferase 19. Gene Ontology annotation, biological process: peptidyl-L-cysteine S-palmitoylation; protein targeting to membrane. Gene Ontology annotation, cellular component: Golgi apparatus; endoplasmic reticulum. The transcript is spliced from 9 exons. NCBI's taxonomy places the organism in Eukaryota, Viridiplantae, Streptophyta, Magnoliopsida, Caryophyllales, Amaranthaceae. Gene Ontology annotation, molecular function: protein-cysteine S-palmitoyltransferase activity. Bases 313 to 2523 code for a protein of 736 amino acids. The record is from RefSeq and is a predicted model, not a curated record.